AUGCCCACCACCUGUGUUUUUCAGCUGGAUCGCCUGAAUCCCGUCUAUAACAGCGGCGAAUACAUCAGCGGACGCAUUCUGCUGCGCACGGACAAGGUGAAGCGCGUGAAUGCUGUCUAUGUAACCCUGGAGGGUGAGGCCAAGGUGCAGUGGUCCAUGAGUGGCAAAACUGAGACAUCCAACUAUUCGGGCCAUCAGCAGUAUCUGCACACACGGACCAAUGUCUUCGAUAACUCCCUGUUCCGUGCCGGGGUACAUGUUUAUGUGUUGACCCUGCGCAUACCCCCAGACUGCCCUAGCACCUGUAAGGGUCCGUAUGGUUACAUUGCGUACAAUAUCUCACUGACCAUUGACAAGCCCUGGGGCUUCGAUGAGAUCUUUCGCAAACCCAUUAUGGUCGUUCAGACAUUGGAUCUUAACUAUAACUCGGAGUUCGCGCUUCCCGUCAAGGAUGAGAACAUUAAAUACCUCUGCCACUGGCCCUGCAUCUCCGGACCAAUUAGCUCCAGCUUGGCACUGCCCGCAUCUGGAUUUACGCCCCUGCAGGAGGUGCCAUUCAGCGUGGAGGUGGACAACCAAUCGCCGCACUAUGAUAUUAUUGGCCUUGAGGUGUCCAUAAAGCAACAUUUUGUGUUCCUCUCGCGCAAGCCGGUCAAACGGAACUUCUACACGAAAACGCUCUGCAAGGAUAUCAUCACAGAUCGCACCUUGAGGCUGUCCAAGAGGGUGUAUGAGUCGAGCAUCUGUGUGCCCAUGGAUACGGCCCGUUCCACACUAAAUCCCAACUACAUAGUAUUCCUGCACUAUACGCUGCAGGUCAAGCUGAAGACGGGCUACUUUCACUACGAUACGGAUUUGUCUGUUCCCAUUGUGGUGGGCACCACGCCAUUGCAGCAUUUGCGUGCCACUGUGCGCACCCAGCAGCCGGCGCGACGCACUACGACGCCGGAGCGACAGCGCCUGAUUGAGCGGGUGCAGCCGCGACCCGCAACGGUGGAGGAGGAGACGCCACAAGAAACUGAGGCGGCAGCUGAUGAGACGCAUCAGGUGGUGGAGGAUGAUGAGCCACCCUCGUAUGAUAGUUGCCUGCCGCCUUCCUUUAGCUUUGCCACCUUGGGUGGCAGCCAGCCAACGCUGGAGAGUCAGCCGCGUGUACACCUGCCCAAAUUUCCGGGCUUUAGCACAUUUAUAGGCGCGGCGCCCGCGCAUGACUUGAUCUUGGAGGACUCCGGACUGGAUAUGCAUUACUAUCGUUCCUAUGGCUCACUCGAUACGGAUCACACGGGUCGCAGCCUGGAUACCUUUGGCUCGCUAUGUGGCCCCAUUUCCGACCCGAGCGAGUCGGAGCAGCAGGAGCUACUGGCCGUGCUCGAUGUCACGGCCCAGGUGCAUCAGCCGGCGCCGCUGCAAACACAGGCGGAGCAUCAAUUCUAA
This is a messenger RNA of Drosophila novamexicana, 1434 nucleotides long. RefSeq names its product arrestin domain-containing protein 3. The record is from RefSeq and is a predicted model, not a curated record. The transcript has 4 exons. The coding region runs from base 1 to 1434 and encodes 477 amino acids. Gene Ontology annotation, biological process: protein transport. Gene Ontology annotation, cellular component: cytoplasm. NCBI's taxonomy places the organism in Eukaryota, Metazoa, Arthropoda, Insecta, Diptera, Drosophilidae.